UUAUCAGUACAGAUAAAAGCUCACCUGUAUGACCUCGAACAGCCCACAGAGGUUAAAUUCCUGUGACCCCUCUGCUGACUCAGCAGAACUGCAGUUAUAACCCACUAGUUAAUAAGUAGUGAAACAUGAGUUUCUGUUUCAGAAGGUGUUUCUUUUGUUUGUUUGUUUAAUUGAAACUUUGGAAUCAUCACAAUAAUUAAAUUUCCUUUCAUCUGAUGAAAUCAGUGCACUCAGCAUGAGGAAAUACUCCUCGUGCUUAUCGUCAUAAAAAGAUUCUCUGCGAUUACUAUGUAAUACAAAGGGCAUAGUCGACUGUAGAGCCAUUAAAUGGGAUUGUAGUAGAAAGAAGAGAAACCUGGGAUUAUGAAGGAUUAUGAAGAAACUACAGCUUUCCUGGGCCACUGGGGACGUUUCCAGCAGAUUGUCUUCUUCCUGCUCUGUGUCAGCACUAUCCCCAAUGGAUCUGGAGUUUUAUCCAUUGUCUUUGUGGCGGACAUUCCCAGUCACCACUGCAUGAUUCCUGAGGUUAACCUGACUCAAGAAUGGCUCAGUGCUGUCAUCCCAAUAAAGGUGGUGAAUGGGAAACAGGAGCUGAGCAGAUGCAGCAGAUACAGGCUGGAUGUGGUCAGAAAUCUCUCUGCUCAGGGCUACGCUCCUGGCAGAGACAUCAACCUCACUGACCUGGAGCAGGAGGGCUGUGUGGACGGAUGGAGCUACAGCAGAGACAUCUAUCAAUCCACCAUAGUCUCUGAGUUUGACCUGGUGUGUGGUGAGCAGUGGAAGCAGCCAUUCACCACCACACUUUAUUUCCUAGGAGUUCUUGUUGGAUCUUUCUUCUCAGGACAGCUCUCAGACAGAUAUGGACGGAAGCCUGUAUUUUUCGCAACCAUGGCACUUCAGACAAUUUUUACUGUUGCUGAAGUCUUCUCCCCUUCGUGGGUGGUGUUCUCCAUCCUCCUCUUCUUCAGUGGUUUGGGACAAAUAGGCAACUACAUAGCUGCUUUUGUGCUUGGAACGGAGAUCUUGACCGGCAAUGUACGGGUCCUGUUCUCAUCGCUUGGUGUGUGUCUGUGCUUUGCCAUUGGCUACAUGAUGCUGCCUCUCUUUGCUUACUUCUUAAGGGACUGGAAGUCUCUGCUGCUGGCUGUCUCUCUGCCUGGGGUGCUCUACAUCCCCCUCUGGUGGUUCAUCCCAGAGUCUCCUCGAUGGUUGCUCUCUCAGGGAAGAAUGGAGGAAGCUGAGGCCAUAUUGAGAAAUGCUGCUGAAAAGAACAAAGUUGAGGCACCACAAGUCAUCUUUGAAGAUUACAGUGCUGAUGACAUAAAGAUGCUGUCUAAAAAUGAAGAACGCCACACUGUCUUUGACCUUAUAAGAACCAGCAACAUUAGAGCCACAACACUCAUUCUGUGCCUCGUGUGGUUCAGUCUCAGUACUGGCUAUUUUGGCCUGUCCCUGAACACAUCACGGCUCAGUGCGGACCCCUAUAUCAGCUGUUUCAUCUCAGCAGCUAUAGAGGUACCAUCUUACAUUUCCAGCUGGCUCGCACUGCGAUACUUUCCACGACGACUGUCUGCCAGUUGUACAAUGCUCCUGGGAGGACUGUCCCUGUUCUUCAUUCAGUUGGUGCCUCAAACUUUACCAGAGUUGUCUAUUACCCUGGAGAUGUUGGGUAAAUAUGGUUUUGCCACCGGUACAGCCUUGAUGUUUGCCUACACAGCAGAGCUUUACCCAACAUUGCUCAGGAACACAGCAGCAGGCACGUGCUGUACAUUUUCCAGAGUGGGCAGCUGCACUGCACCUUUUUUGUUACAGCUGAGUAUAUACUUUAGAUACCUGCCUUAUAUCACACUGGGAACUCUGGCUGUUGUGUCUGCCCUUGCCAUCCUCUUCCUUCCAGAGAGUUUUGGGCAACCUCUACCUGAAACUAUUCAACAGAUGCAUCAGAGAGAAAGGAUGAAUUGUCCCUGCAUCUCUCGAAAUGAAAAACAAAAACCUGUGGUGCUUUUCGCAAGUCAACUGUGAUUCUAAGGCACAUUACUCAGUCAUUACAUAUUGAUACUGUGUAAUUUUUCUUUCAGUUUCCUUACUCUUACUUUUUCACGUGUAAUUAAACCCAAGUACUAAAGUAUUAUCAUUUAUUUUCCAUUUUCUCAUUUAAUUUGAGUUCUAGGUGAAAUUUUCCUCUACUAUAAUUUCUGUAAUUUGUAACCUGACAGUGACAGUAAAAAAUAGAAGUUACUGGUUCUUUCUCUUACUGUGCACAUUUGCAGAAAAGAGAUUAGAGUUUAGGAUGUAGUAUUUAUUUAAAUACUGUAGUUAUUUACCGCUACAACUACAUUUUAUUUAAAUCCCUGCAAGAACCCCUGUCGCUGCACCUGUAUAGUUGUUCAUUUGUCUUAUUUCCUUUAACAGAUGAAAAAUAUUCUCUUCUCUCAAGUCUCUUCUUUAAACAGGUCUUCAGUUUGCAACAAGAUCAUGUAAAACAGGAGCAUGGACUAACCAUGAUUAAAAGGUGUUCUGGAAAUGAUCUAUUACUGUAUUUAUUCUGUGUGAUUUAUUCUAGAUAGUUGCUGUUUUUGCUUUAUUUUCAGAAUUCUUUUUUGUUUGUUUUGGCUUUUUUAAAAGAUAAGGCA
Molecule: messenger RNA, 2633 nt
Organism: Toxotes jaculatrix (banded archerfish)
Lineage: Eukaryota; Metazoa; Chordata; Actinopteri; Toxotidae
Product: solute carrier family 22 member 5-like
Exons: 11
Coding region: 364-2022 (552 amino acids)
Biological process (GO): transmembrane transport
Cellular component (GO): membrane
Molecular function (GO): transmembrane transporter activity
Source: RefSeq, a predicted model, not a curated record